This is a messenger RNA of Benincasa hispida (wax gourd), 676 nucleotides long. Its product is annotated as basic form of pathogenesis-related protein 1-like. Lineage: Eukaryota; Viridiplantae; Streptophyta; Magnoliopsida; Cucurbitales; Cucurbitaceae. The record is from RefSeq and is a predicted model, not a curated record. Gene Ontology annotation, cellular component: extracellular region.
UACACCAAAUCACCACCACCAAAUACAAAAGAAUAUUCUCCUUCUAACUCUUCCAAAACCCCCUUGAAAAUGGCUUCCCCCACCAUUAUUCUCUCUACCAUGUGUUUGGUAUCUUUCUUCCUAGCUACCAUCUCCAAGGCCCAAAACUCCCCCCAAGACUUCGUCGAUACCCACAACAUCGUUCGAGCAGCGGUCGGUGUCGGCCCAGUCUCCUGGGACGACACCCUAGCCGCCUAUGCCCAGAAUUACGCCGAUAGUAAGAUCGAUACUUGUGAGAUGCAACACUCCAAUGGUCCCUAUGGCGAAAACCUCGCCGAGGGGUAUGACGAGAUGACGGCGGUAGAAGCAGUGAAGUUCUGGGCGACCGAGAAAAAGUUCUACAACCAUCAUUUGAAUCGAUGCGUCGGGGACGAGUGUGGCCACUACACACAAAUAGUGUGGAGGGACACUAAAAACAUAGGAUGUGCUAGAGUGAAGUGUGAGAACAAUUGGGUUUUUGUGAUAUGCAACUAUAAUCCUCCCGGCAACUAUAUAGGCCAACAUCCUUACUGAAAUCGAAUUAUAAAAGUUGACUUUAUAAGAAAAAAUUAUAUGAUGUUGGUAUUGAUAGUAUGCAUUUUUAUUUGCAUAUAUGUAUAAGAAUAUUAAAUAGUUACAUGAAAUAAAAUAUAUGUAU